Molecule: messenger RNA, 618 nt
Organism: Corapipo altera (White-ruffed manakin)
Lineage: Eukaryota; Metazoa; Chordata; Aves; Passeriformes; Pipridae
Gene: ZNF576
Product: zinc finger protein 576
Exons: 2
Source: RefSeq, a predicted model, not a curated record
GAGGAGGAAGAGGGGGGAGGGACCCCCGGGACUCCUCCCGGGACCCCCCCCCAGUCCCGGCCCAAGGGCUCCGUGUACCGGGUGGGCUCCCGGCGCUGCGGGCGCUGCCUGAUCACGUUCCCGGACGCGGCGUUCGCCGCCCGCCACGCCAAGCGGCAGCACCCGCGGGACUUCGCGGCGGCGGCUCUUCGAGGGGCCCUCUUCGUCUGCUUCGUCUGCUCCCGCCCCUUCGGCUCCUCCCCGGCCCUGCUGCGCCACCAGCGCGGACACGCCCACCCGGACACGCCCCCCGCCGGCCGCGCCCCCCCGAAGCGCCACGCCCACCCCGAGCCGGCCACGCCCCCCCAGCCGGCCCCGCCCGGUCUGGCCUGCACCGAGUGCGGCCGCGCCUUCGCCAGGGAGGGGGCCCUGCACCGGCACUACAUCCGCCACGCCCGCGGGGAGCUCUGAGGGGAAAGGGGCCGAUUGGAGGGGCGUGGACACUCGGAAAGGGGGCGUGGCCUGUUUGGAGGGGGUGUGGUGUUACAAAAGGGGUGUGACCCGUUCGGAGGGGCGUGGUCAGUUUGGAGGGGGCGUGGCUUCUCUCCCUCUGGCGCCACCUGCUGGUGGAGAAUUAAA